Sphenostylis stenocarpa is the source of this 1071-nucleotide messenger RNA. Lineage: Eukaryota; Viridiplantae; Streptophyta; Magnoliopsida; Fabales; Fabaceae. The record is from the annotation of a GenBank genome assembly.
AUGGAGGCAAGUGCAGGAGCCAAUCAGCGUAUUGCAAGAAUCUCUGCUCAUCUUCAGCCUCCAAAUUUCCAGGAUGGGAGUGAUGUUCUUCUCAAGAGAGCUGAGUGCAGAGCAAAGGGUGGGGCUCCUGGAUUCAAAGUGGCAAUUUUGGGGGCUGCUGGGGGAAUUGGUCAAUCCCUCUCUUUGUUGAUAAAGAUGAACCCAUUGGUUUCAGUUCUUCAUCUUUAUGAUGUUGUCAACACCCCUGGUGUCACAGCUGAUAUUAGCCACAUGGACACUGGUGCUGUGGUUCGUGGCUUUCUGGGACAGCCACAACUCGAGAGUGCACUCACUGGCAUGGACUUGGUAAUCAUACCUGCUGGGGUGCCAAGGAAACCUGGGAUGACUAGGGAUGAUUUAUUUAAAAUAAAUGCUGGAAUUGUUAGGACCCUUUGUGAAGGAAUUGCAAAGUGCUGCCCCAAUGCAAUUGUCAACUUGAUAAGUAAUCCAGUGAAUUCCACUGUUGCUAUUGCAGCAGAGGUUUUCAAGAAAGCCGGCACAUAUGAUCCAAAGCGACUACUGGGUGUUACAACCCUUGACGUUGUGAGGGCAAAUACUUUUGUGGCAGAGGUACUUGGAGUAGAUCCAAGAGAGGUUGAUGUUCCAGUGGUGGGAGGUCAUGCUGGAGUCACAAUUUUACCUCUUUUGUCACAGGUUAAGCCUCCCAGUAGCUUCACUGCAGAAGAAACUGAAUACCUGACAAAUCGCAUUCAAAAUGGUGGAACUGAAGUUGUGGAGGCGAAAGCUGGGGCUGGUUCUGCAACACUAUCAAUGGCUUAUGCAGCUGCCAAGUUUGCUAACGCAUGCCUCCGUGGCUUAAAAGGAGAAGAUGGGGUGGUGGAGUGUGCUUUUGUUGAUUCUCAGGUUACGGAACUUCCCUAUUUUGCAACCAAGGUACGUCUGGGUCGUGCUGGAGCAGAGGAGAUUUAUCAACUAGGCCCCCUGAACGAGUAUGAAAGGAUUGGGUUGGAAAAAGCAAAGAGAGAGUUAGCGGGAAGCAUCCAGAAGGGUAUAGACUUCAUCCAAAAAUAA